Messenger RNA from Guyanagaster necrorhizus, 1070 nucleotides. RefSeq names its product Abi-domain-containing protein. Gene Ontology annotation, cellular component: endoplasmic reticulum membrane. Bases 56 to 1018 code for a protein of 320 amino acids. Gene Ontology annotation, molecular function: metalloendopeptidase activity. The record is from RefSeq and is a predicted model, not a curated record. Gene Ontology annotation, biological process: CAAX-box protein processing. The transcript has 6 exons. Lineage: Eukaryota; Fungi; Basidiomycota; Agaricomycetes; Agaricales; Physalacriaceae.
CGCGUCGGUCAAACACGGUCAUGACGAUAAUAGCCUCUCUUUCACAGCGACCGCCAUGGUCACCGCCGGACCGCUGUCCUCGUCGCAAGCAACGCUUCUCGCCCUUUUCUUCGCCUCUUCCUACGUCGGGUCUCUUUACAUAUCCAAAAAUGCGCGUCUGUCGUUCGUCUCCAAGACUGUCAAGGUGUCGGAAGGCGAGUCCAGGCAGAAGCAAGAGAAAGAACGAUGGAGAGACGAUCCGGACGUCAUUCGGGCGCGGCUGACGGCAGUGGUGUCCUCGACGGUGGUGUCCUGCUUGGUCGUAUACUGGGUGCGGCUGAAAGCGUUUUCGACGGCUAGUGAGGCAAGAGCCGACACUCUCGAGCGACUGGGAUUUACAGCACCUCAUCCCGUGGUCGCCCACUUGAUAACGCCAGUGCUCUUUCUUGGCCCCUUGUUCGCGAUGUCCUUAUACAGAACAUUACCGUUCCAGAAGAUGUUCAACCGAAACAAUAGUGCCUGGAAUGCAUUCUAUUCUAUUAUAGGACUGAGGACAUUUGUUGUGGCACCUCUGACAGAAGAGACUGUUUUCAGGGCAUGCAUGCUCUCCGUCUAUCAUCUAUCGGGCGCGUCGGCCUAUCGCAUGAUAUUCCUCGCUCCGCUGUGGUUCGGCCUGGCACACGUGCAUCAUGCUUGGGAUGCUUACAACCGCUUUGGACGGACCAACGCAGCACUGAAGCGUGCUAUUAUAAUCAUUGCAUUUCAAAUGACAUAUACUACGCUCUUUGGAUUCCAUUGCUCAUACCUGUUCCUUCGAACCGGGUCAAUAUGGCCUCCUAUCACCGCACAUGUCUUUUGUAAUAUAAUGGGGGUUCCCGGGCUGCAACAAGAGUUAAGGCAUUUUCCUUCCAAGACAUUCCUGAUCUUAAUGGCGUAUGUUCUAGGUGUCAUCGGGUAUAUAUCUACGCUGGGCGUAUGGUCUGCGACGGAAAACAGCAUUUAUUGGAGCCAAUCACAGCCGUUGGUUCAACCUCGAUAGAAUGGUUAUAUGUUUCGUCAUUAUGGUGUGGAAUUUAAAAUUUUUCUUUUUU